UGUUUACCACGCUCUUGCCUUGCUUUCUUUUUUUCGGUUGGAGAGAAUCUUUUUAAUUAAUAACAGUUAUUGCAUUUACCGAGUGUAUUAUAUAUCUGUUGUACCCAGUUUUGAAAAAAUGGCAGCGGAAACUCUGGAGUUAUCUAACUUGGAUUGGGAUGAUACAGAAUUAAUCAAAGCAUAUGACAAGGGUAUGAAAUUGCAGAAAAAGAGGGCAAGUAAAAAGAAUAAAGGAAACAACAAAGAGUGGGAUGUUGGUGAUUUCUGCUGUGCUGUUUAUCCUGAAGAUAAUUUAUUAUAUGAAGCUGUGAUAAUAUCAAUUGAUGAUGGUAUAUGCAAUGUUAUGUUUUUGGGAUAUGAAGAUGAAGUAGCAGUUGAAAUGACAGAAUUAAAAAAAUCAAAAGGAAAGCGAGCAAGAAAAUCUCAAAUACGAGCUGCUAAGCAAUUCAAUGCUACAAAAGAACGUGAAUCCGAAAGUGAGACGAGCGAGGAAAGGAAUGUCAGUAGUCACAGAAGACUUAAUAACACAGGUUAUCAAGAUACCAAUUUCAUGCAUAACCCUUCAGCUGGAUAUCAUAACCCUACAGCACUGCAUCCUAUGCCUCAUCAUUAUUCUGCACCAAAUGCAAUGUUUUCUGCUCCACCUGCACCACCAAUGCCCGAUGCUCCAUGUAAUCAAGAUCCAAGCAUUUACAAUAUGCUAAGUGCAUGGUAUUUAGCAGGAUACUACACUGGAUUACAUGAGGCAAAAAAUCAACAGUUUGUACAGCCCGGUCAUAUGAAGCGUUGUUGCUGUCAUCAUUGAAUAACUUUCAUUUACUAUUGAUGUUGAUAUUUGAAUUGUAAUUCUGUAACUCGAAAAGUUUUAUACCAACCAUUUUCUCAUUUUUAGUUGAAGGAGUUCUGCAUUGUAAUAAAUAAGUUUU
Messenger RNA from Uloborus diversus, 926 nucleotides. RefSeq names its product survival motor neuron protein-like (gene Smn). Gene Ontology annotation, molecular function: RNA binding. Gene Ontology annotation, biological process: mRNA processing. NCBI's taxonomy places the organism in Eukaryota, Metazoa, Arthropoda, Arachnida, Araneae, Uloboridae. The record is from RefSeq and is a predicted model, not a curated record. Gene Ontology annotation, cellular component: nucleus; cytoplasm. Bases 119 to 805 code for a protein of 228 amino acids. The transcript is spliced from 7 exons.